Molecule: messenger RNA, 6560 nt
Organism: Phytophthora nicotianae INRA-310
Lineage: Eukaryota; Oomycota; Peronosporomycetes; Peronosporales; Peronosporaceae
Exons: 2
Coding region: 1-6351 (2116 amino acids)
Source: RefSeq, a predicted model, not a curated record
AUGGAGGUGAGGGAUACAUCACACUGGCAUCGCAAAUGGAUUGUAUUACUGGGGAUACUAGGAUGGCUGUUCCUCUAUCGCUAUCGAGUCACGGGUUUCCUACUCUCCAAGGCCGUCACAUUCCAGUUAUCCAAAUCUCGUUCGCGCAAUUCCAAACUAGUUCCUGUUACGGUUAGAGUGGAACGAGUGUCCCUCCAGCCAUUAAGGUUUUUCAAUGUAGAGCUCAGUAGCAAUGGAUCCAGUUGCUGGCGUGUAAUCCUCACGAAAGUGGAAGUACAGAGCCACGUAAAGGAGUUCUUUGAAUCGUUCGGCCUUGUCAAAAUUUGUGUCUUGGCGAUUGAUGAAAUAAUUGGAGAUGUGGAGAAAAUCGAUGAAGAAGUGCUAAGGGAUGCUCUUUUACCCAAGAAAACAGUCGCGAGGGAUGGAGGCACUCGACCCAAAAUGAAUCCGAUUUGCUACAUGCGUUUUGUGGAUCUGACAGUGCAAAGUAUUCGGCUUCGAGUCAAUUGUAUGGAGACGAUGACUAAGUUCUUGUGUCAAGGACUUUACGUUGGAAUCACCGACGUGUUUGUGCAGCGCGACAUGUUACAGCUGAAGGUGCAAACAAAGUCGAUGGCUAUCCACAGCUCUCCUCAGGUUGACGGCCAAGUGGCAACGAAUGACGAAAGCGACGGAAGUGAUGGUCUGCGUGUGGAUAUCCCUAACACCAGUGCUGUUUUGGACCUAAACUUGCGGAACCAGCGCUUCCUUGGGUGUAAGGUGACUGGGUGUGAAGAGCAGACAACCAGCUUCACGGUCUCGACUGCCUUUUUAGAGCGUGCGCUUACAGCAAGGAAUGAAGUUAUCCGAAAGGGAUUAGCUGUUGUCGGCGAUGUGAAAUCAAAUCGUUCGGGAGAUUUUGCUGUACCGCCAGUUACUCCAUCUGAGAUUGAGAUUGACAACUUUAGUAUCAGCAUUACAGUUGUGAACGAAGUGGAACCUGGUGGACUUAUCCCAAUACAAUUCUGCGCUGACGUUCGCAAGCUGAGAAUUCUGAAACAGCUCGAGUCCUUGAAUGAGAGUUGCACUGAAAACGAAGUCUUGGAAUCUCCAGCAACACGUGACGAAGUGAGGAUUCAAGUAGAAGCUCUGGUCCGGAACGCGCGUGUUCACAACCUAGCAUCAAAAAGAAAAAUGGUAUCCGUGUGCUCCAUCGAGGUACAUGCAAAGCAAACAGCGCUGAAUCGCGGACUUCUUACCGGAGCUUUCGAAAAGAUUGAUAUCUUCUUGAGUCACCGCUCUGAGAAGAUAUUCCGCUCUUUAAUAGCAGCUCAGGAACGUGUGAAAAAAUGUCAGGUCGAAGCUAAAAGGAUGCUAUAUCCAAGCAUAAUAGCUAGCGAUCGACUCACAGCGCACGAGAAGAAAGACCUCAUUAAUUGGGAUGCUGAAAUCGAAGUUACUGCUUGGAUGCUGUCAUUCAAAGCCUUCGCUAAGGGCGGUGGAACAGACGACUUCACUGUUUAUGGAAUGGCUACAUCGAUCCAAACUCCACUAGCUCCCGUUCGAGGAGAUAAUGGCUCGUCGUUCAUCAUACGCUCUAUAGCAGUUCAGCACAUUACUGUUGACGUGGCGCCAAAUGGACUUAACCCGCAUUCGGCGGUUUUUGGAGGGGUCAAAUUGAGUCCAAGUACUUGUUUAGACCCAGCUGAAAAAGCCAAAACAACUGAAAUGUCUGUCAAGUUCGAGUUCGUCUCGAUCAAUGGUUUACUUCCGGAUAAUCGCGAAAACUCUAGUCGAUUCCCAGCGAUAUAUCUUCACGACGUGAAAGUCGAUCGUAAAGAAAAGAUAACAGACGAAGUCUCAGAAGUGGAUAUGGAUAUUCACCUGGAGAAUACCAACGUGAAAUGGCCCUACCGGGAACACAAGGAGUUUUUACUCGAAUGGGCCGCGACUAAAAACAUAAUUGAUCAGCUGGAUUUGCUACUGUCAAGUUCGUCAAAGAAAAUUCGGACACCAACUGACCAAGCAGUACCGAAAAUACUGAGUACAAACGUUUACUCGAAAGACACAGCUAUAGAUGUGAUGGAUAUCCCAGGUGUGGCACCCUCAGCCGCUUUUUGCCUAACGGAAACCAAGGUGAAUCACCGAGCAACGCAGCUAUGUGUUACCACUGCAUUCAACUCGGCAAACGCGAGUGUAUGUUGGGGAGAGAAGCCGUCAGCAAUUACGUUGACCAAUGUUUCUUUCCAGAACAGAAGCAGUAUUGGGCGACAAAGGUACCUGACCAAGGUCCCAAUUCAAAGCGACAUUAGAUGCAGCUCACUGAAAGCACAUCUUCGUCCUCAAAGUCGAAUGUUACUUCUGUUUCUGCGUCUCGACCAACUCACCAGUGGAUCAUCGGACAAGACAAAUGCCGUAAAACAAACUUCUGUUCAAGGGAUCUCUUUCGUUUGUGGGAAAUUUACAAUUGAGCUGGAAGAUGCAAAAAAUGAGACUGCAAGUAUUGAGUUUGACAACCUUGGCGUCAAAAUGACUCGAUGCACCCCACGAGAAGUUCCAGAAACCAUCACUCGGGUUUCUCAGUGUCUGGAGACGGAACUUACUGGACGGUCUUUUGCUGAAGUUGCACAGCAAGUUAUGACUGUGGAAGGGACAGCUUCUGCUAGUGCAAUUACAGCUGUGAUACCGUUGAAAAGGUUGGUUGAGUUGCAGGACACAGAGCUGCAUUUCUCGAUUACAGACGUCGAGUGGAGUCGAUUGUUGACAUGGGAAAACGACUUAGUAGUGCCGCGUACCACGAGUUUUGACUUAAGCAUGUUGACAGAGAGAAUUCACUUGGCCAUGGAGAGAAAACUCUUUGAUUCUUUGUUCCGCUUGAUCCCCAUUCUUCAAGAAGCUUUCGAUACCAAAGAACCGCAAAUACAUGAUGAAACCAUAGCUGAGCAGCCAAAUUUCCGCCUACGUUUCGUUGGGAACGUCGACAUUGCUUUUCAAAAUGCUGAGCUUACGUGUCCUUAUGGUGAUAAAGAUGGUCGAGAACAAAUUGGGAGUAAAGUGACGCGGGUUCUUCUCGGCGAAGUAGCGUUUAAUCUGCGCCAGUUCCAAGUCAUGGGGUUCAAGUGUUCUCCUCUGCGUGUCAUGCUCGAAGACGCAGACUUCAUUGAACGCAUCGACACGAGGAUUCGUAGCGGUGAUGACUCAUUGCAGCUUCUUUUUAUCCCCGAAGUCAGCGUCAGCACAUUUAUCCACUGGCAGCACGGGAUUCAUUACGCUGGCCAGCUCCAGUUUGCCUUGUCUUCAGAAAUCGCACUGGGACAUACACACUCGUACGAUCCGCCAACUCACGUUCCUAUUGUGGAUGAAGCUCUAGUGUCUUUGAACUGGGAUUGUGUGGUCCCCUGGCUCAUCUACAUGAUAACCGACGAUAAUGGCGAAUAUCCCGUUGAAAACUCGAUCAAAGCGAGUUCAGAUGAAGCCAAACGCGUACAAUGUGUGGGCGUACAAUGGGAUUUAUCCGUCAAUUCAAUCCAGUUCGCUUGGUGGGAUACAGCGACACAGGACAUCGGAAUGCUUGUAGUGGCGAACGAGUUUCUCACACAUGGGCUGAUACGACUAGAUAGCUCGGAAUCAGACGAUGUGAAGCAGGAAUGGAAGCUCUGGGAGGCGACAGUGUAUCUUCAUUUGUUCCGAGGAUAUCUACUCCAUGUCGAGGACGACUUUGUCGCUGGUGAGAAGAGUAUUCCUGAAAUUCUACCUUUCGGAUCGGAAAUGGCAUCAAACUUCUCGUUGGAAACAGUUGGAACCAGUUAUCGAAACUCGUACACGCCUGAUGAGGACGAGAACUGGGAAGUUCUCGAUGAACAAGUGACCGUGAUGUUCGCUCCGUCAAACGCGACUAUUUUCGAGAAAAUGCACGACGCAUUUGUCCCGAUUGAUUACGAGUUCGGCAUCUCAACUCGUCCGAAACUUGUAAAGCAAGACACCCCAGCGAUACGACUUCCAAUGCUACAUGUUCCGAGCUCCGUGCGGAGAUCUUCUGCAGCGAUUUCUCCGCCUAAAUCGCCCCGAUCUGCUAAAAACUGGACGCAGAACAUUAAAAGCAAAUUGUCACUACUCAAUCGCCGAUCUGCUUCGAUGGAUAAUCUCUUCCUGAAAGACGGGUCUUGUCCGAUUCAAGUGGAUUCCAUGAGGCUCCUCUGGACGCUUCAAACUCGAGACAGCGUUUUUUACAUGGUUUCUACGACGGUUGAUAGUCUUCGAUUGAUCUUGGACACUAAACGAAAUGCUGGAAACAUCGACGGAGCACGUGAUGUGGCUGAACCAGCGCCACUUUCGCCUCCGAAGCGAACAAAACGCAGUAGCUUUCGACCUCCUUCCGUCGUGUCCAAUAGCUCCGAUGUCGACACUAGUGACACCAUCGUUAAGACCGCAAGAUUCGGAAGUCGUCGAGGCAGCACUCGAGAUACGCUGCUAGACUUAUUGCAGCAAGGAAAACUCGGUAUGACCCAGGAAGACCGCGAAUCAUCGUCAAAAUCUAUCGACGAAGAGUCUGAGUCGACACGUGAAAGUAUCGGUGAAGACAGUAGCGACUAUGCCGCUCCAAAAACCGCGAUUGCCAUGAAAGCUUACACUGUCGAUAUCCACGACGUACAGAUCAAUGUGCGCGAAGAAAACACACGAAGUAACGUGCUGGUAGCGUCCAAGCACAUCCACUUUGAGAUCGGCACUGAUGCGAGCGAUACCAACACAAUUGCGAAUGUAACUUUCGACAAUGUUACGGCUCAUGUGGCUCCAAUUGACGUGGAUAUUUCAGCAGGUGUGUUGUGGUACUCGCACUCUAAUACUGGUCCAGGUUCGGCCUUGCUGAAGCAGAUUAUGGAGGAAUGCUCUCUCACCAGCUCGUACACGCACACACAAAGUACCGGCGCCACUAGCACCGAAGUAGAUUUGUCGUUCUUGCAGCCCUCCACUGAUAGACAUCAGUUCUAUCAGCUCAUGAACGUGAUUCGACAUGUGCUGCUAGCGCCACCGUCAGUAGCCAGACGACCCAAGCGCACGUACACUCCGAGAACGUAUUCAACCGAGUCUCCGUUUCUGAUGGAAGGCAGCGACAUCACGGUAUUCACCCCACCAACUACGACAAACACCUUGGCAGCGUCGACUUCAGCGAAAAAACUCCACGUUCUGCUCGAAGAAGAGUUGAGAAAUAGAGAAAUACGUACACGAGGGACGUCUUCCCGGUCCAAAGCGACAGCACUGAAAGCGAUUUCGUUCAAAGUCGUCGGGAUGCAGUGGAAAUUGCGGUUAAGUCCCGAAAUUACUGGCGCUGAUCACGAGUUUGUUGGGAUUCGCAUCACGGGGUUCACAGGUUGCCACACGUACUUUACCAACCACUGUACCAAGCUAACGUUGAAUCUCCAAUGGCUUGAGAUAAAUAACUUGCACCCCGGGCCUUCAUCAGUUGCUUUCGAGGACCCCACUGCAGUGCUGAAGGCGAAACUUCUUGUCGAUAAACGCCUUGAGAGCAGCACCACUGGAAACCAGAAGGGAAUGCUGGUCGUUCGUGCAGAAAGUGGGCCGAUCGUACGAGUUCAUGGCCAGAAACUGCGAGUCCUGGAAGUCUUGGAAGUCAGUAUGUUCCCAGAAGUAUCCAACAUGAUCGUCAUCCAGCUCGCAGCAGAUUUCUACGAACUCAUCUACAAAUUCUUCUUCGAGAACAUUUCUCCAACUCCGCAGAACUCCGAGCAAGUGUUUCUGGGUCGAAAGUCCACCUACGGACCAGCGUCACCCACAGCAUCGAGCAGUACGUCAUCGCUGGGUCCAAAAGGUGGCAGCUCUCCCUUCACCAAGUCUCGGAUGUCUCAAACUUCACCACAAAACUCGCUGCGUCCGCUGCGCAAGAGCAACUCGGCUAACAGUAUGGUUGCUGAGUCUGCUGGACCAAACUCCCCGAAUUCUAUCUCCAGUACUGACGAGAUACCCGACGAAAGCGACUCGACAGCUACGGAUGACUGCGAGUUGUUUUACGUAAAAUACGUGCGAGUGGGGAACGUUCGUCUGCGAAUCAACUGCAAUGGCUUCUUCGUCAACUUGAGUAACUUCGACUUGGAUCUCCCGCCGUAUAUUUGCCAGAGCAAACUCUGUACGAGUAAAAAGCUGCUCCAGAAGUUUGAGUCGCAUCUGAAAUGGUACAUCACGAAGGAAAGCGCUUCAUCAGGACUCUCCCAGUUCAAGAACAAACUGCUCAAAUGGACUCCGGCAUCUUCGUCUACGGAUGGCAAGAAAAACGACAAAAGUAAGAAGCAAGAGGAAGAUACGGCGGCUGCGAACGCCCAGGUCUUGUUCGGGCCAUACUCCGGGACAUCAACAUAAGCCAAGUUCAUGUAUUUUGGCUAAAACACACACGAUAUGUGGCACAUUUCGGCGUACCAAUGCGACGAAAUGGUGCCGUCACGACUGAAUUCUUACAAAAUGCACUCGAGGCACUCCUUGAUGCGUCGGAUGAAGUUAAAAGCACCUGUGUCACGGGGCUAGCAGGCAAAUAUACCGGUUAGAUACACUGAAUAACUACUAAACUAAAC